This is a messenger RNA of Penicillium pulvis, 1722 nucleotides long. RefSeq names its product trichothecene efflux pump. The coding region runs from base 1 to 1722 and encodes 573 amino acids. Gene Ontology annotation, molecular function: transmembrane transporter activity. Gene Ontology annotation, biological process: transmembrane transport. The record is from RefSeq and is a predicted model, not a curated record. The transcript has 3 exons. NCBI's taxonomy places the organism in Eukaryota, Fungi, Ascomycota, Eurotiomycetes, Eurotiales, Aspergillaceae.
AUGGCUUCCGUUCGAUCUUCAACCUUUCACGAGGAAGUCCACAUUGGCCUCAAAACAAUCCUGGUUGUCACGGCGAUCAACUUCGUUUAUUUAGCCCAACUGAUUGCUGUCGUCGGCGCCGGCUUUCUAGCUCAGCCCAUUACUGAGCUAUUCAAUGAAAGCGGUUUGAGCGUCUGGCCCAGCUCAAUUCUUACUAUAUUCACUACUGUUUUGACUCCACCAGUAAGCCAGGCUGCUGACUAUUGGGGUCGAAAAUGGUUUCUCGUUCUCCUGAUGCUCUGUGGGUUCGCCGGCGCUCUUAUCAUCGGACGAGCAACGUCUAUGGCUAUGGUGAUUGGCGGAUUCUGCGUCUUGGGUAUGUCUUUCGGUAGUCAAUCUCUACUCUUCGCCGUUGUCUCGGAGGUUUUACCACGAAAACAUCGACCCACCGCACAGGCCACAGUGAACCUGACCGCGGGACUGGGAGCCGUGGCUGGCCUGCUCAUGGGUGGCGCACUGCUCCGCUACAACAACCUUGAGAAUUACAGAGUUUACUGGUACGUUGUCGCCGGAAUUUUCAUGGCGUCUUCGGUACUCUGCGUCUGUUGUUACAAUCCUCCUCCUCGAGAGGCUCAAAUAGCUCUGAGUACUCGUGAGAAACUGCGGCGACUUGACUGGAUUGGUAUUGGCACGUUCUCGCCCGGACUGACCUUAUUUUGUGUUGGUCUCGCGUGGUCUCAAAAUCCAUAUACCUGGUCCGAUGCUCACAUCCUUGCACCUUUUAUCAUUGGUGUGGUGCUCCUUAUUGCUUUCGUCCUCUACGAAUGGCGCUGGAAGAGCGACGGGAUGCUUCAUCAUGGCCUCUUUAAACGCCGGAACUUUCCAAUUUCUCUCGGAAUCGCCUUUGCGGAGGGCCUUUCUUUCUUUACUUGCAACAACUACUACCCGUACGAGACCGGUCUACUCACUGGGGGCUCACUUUGGACUGUUGCUCUUCAUUUCACCAUCCUCUUUUUUGCGUCCGUCGCUUUCGCCCCAGUGGCGGGGUUGUGGUCGUCCACUAGAAAAGUCGUCCGAAGCCCUCUUUUCCUCGGUGUCUCAAGUCUGGUCAUUUUUAAUAUCCUCAUGGCAACUAUAACCCCUCAUACCAAUCUCACAGUCCUCUGGGGUUACCCCGUAUUCGCCGGUCUCGGACUUGGAAUGAUUCUACCUAUUGUUAUGGUGGCCGCUCAAUUGGAUACACCACCUGAGUUAAUCUCCAUCACAUCCGGCCUAAUGACUUCUAUCAGAUCCUUCGGAGCCUCUAUUGGACUUGCAAUCAACAAUGCAAUUAUCCAUAACUCCCUUUCGAAGAAUCUGGCCCCGAAAAUUGCGGAAGCCGUAUUGCCCUUGGGAUUUCCACAGGCUUCUUUACCUGCACUCAUCGGUGCUCUUUCAUCAGGAAGUGCCACUGCGGUCGAAUCUGUCCCAGGUGUCACUCCAGCUAUAGCUAUGGCGGGGCUCGCGGCGUUAAAAGAGGCAUACAGUAUCGCGUUUCGCAAUGCCUGGAUCACGGCUGCUUGUUUUGUUUUCGUGGCAGCAAUCGCUACAUUGUUCCUGGUCAAUCCAUCAAAGGAGUUCAAUGCUCAUAUCGAUGCCCCUGCCGAAGAGCAAGUACUUCAAACUCAAGCUGAGAUUGAAGCAGGGCCAGAUCAUGAUAAGGAGACUUCACAUCAUGCGCACCACGAGACGGUUGACCAGUAA